AUGGGUUUUGUCUAUGUGAACCUGUUGCAAGUAGACGCGCAGGGGUCUGGGAAUGAUAUAGCUCAGUUUGGAAACUACAAUGGUCCUUUUGCUCUUAUGGGAGACUUUAAUCAAAUUCUUAACAGUAUUGAUAAAAAAAGUGGUAGUAAACCAAAUAGAAAGGUGAAAGAGGACUUGCGGGGGAUGCUAAGGGUUCUGGAUGUAGCGGAGAUAAAGCAUAGAGGGGUAUGGUUCACAUGGUCCGAUGGUAGGAAAGGUAACGAAGAAGUCAAGGAGAGGCUUGAUAGGGCAUUCGCAAAUUCGGGAUGGUUAUCACUAUUUGAUCAGGCAAUCCUUGAAAACAUGCCUAAUUAUGCGAUCAUACCAUGGACCCUUAGGGUGUACGGAAGGAGUAAAGGACAACAAGGCAGCUGGUCUGUCAAAUUCCCUGGAAACUGUUAUGAGGCACUUGAUGAAUUGCACAGGCAAUCCAUAAGGAGGAUUGAUGUAAGGAUAAAAAGACUUAUGAAGGAGCUUGAGGAAACACAAAUGAACGGAGAAGAAGAUAUAGUAGAGGAGGAAGCAAAUGGCUUCUGUACGAUGGAGGAGGUACUAGGGAUGGUUGAUAGAAGAAUUGAUGAGAGAAGUCGGGAUCACUUGGUCCUGACAAGUUACUCGAGGGGAGAUCAAAGACGCAGUGUUCCAGAUGGGGAAGUGGAAGGCGUAAGGGGAAGAUGGUUUUCCUCCAGGUUUCUAUCUGGAGUAUUGGCCGAUUGUAGGGGAUAG
Oldenlandia corymbosa var. corymbosa is the source of this 765-nucleotide messenger RNA. Lineage: Eukaryota; Viridiplantae; Streptophyta; Magnoliopsida; Gentianales; Rubiaceae. The record is from the annotation of a GenBank genome assembly.